Lasiosphaeria miniovina is the source of this 2594-nucleotide messenger RNA. RefSeq lists its product as uncharacterized. Lineage: Eukaryota; Fungi; Ascomycota; Sordariomycetes; Sordariales; Lasiosphaeriaceae. The transcript has 2 exons. Gene Ontology annotation, biological process: nucleoside metabolic process. The record is from RefSeq and is a predicted model, not a curated record. The annotation marks the transcript as partial. Gene Ontology annotation, molecular function: ADP binding; catalytic activity; protein binding.
AGGUAGCAACCCCGCUCGGCACGUGCGCGCUUCGAGAGCCUUACCCGCGAGCAUGCUGUGCCGAACGGAUGCCUUGGGCUGGCCGCCCAUUUGCUUGAUCAUCGUAAACUUCUAGCUACCCCUUGCGAUAGAAACUCGUUAGUCAUGUUCUAGAAACCGGAGAUUCUACGAACUUUCUAGGUAGCGACUCCAAUAUUCCACUCACAACGAUGGCCACCCGACGGCCGGCAAGCCGCGCUGGCUUCCGUUUCGCCAUAGUCUGCGCAUUACCCCGCGAAUAUGAUGCGGUCAGUCUCCUCGUCGACGAGUUCUGGGAUAAAAAUGGCGACCCGUACGGGCGGACUUCGGGGGACCCUUAUACUUACAGAACCGGACGUAUUGGUGAUAUCAGCAUCGUCCUCGUCCUCCUUUCGGAUAUGGGGAAAGCCAGUGCGGCUAGUGCUGCGGCCAGCGUCCGGUCAAGCUAUCCGAACCUGGAGCUCGUCCUCCUGACAGGCAUCUGUGGCGGUAUGCCCCGUACUGACGCCAACGAGGAGAUUCUGCUGGGAGAUGUGGUCCUUGCCGGAUCGGUUGUCCAGUACGAUUUCGCCAAACUGUAUCCUGACGGGUUCCAAACAAAGAACACCGUGAAAGACAUGAUCAACCCCCCUAAAACAGUCCGCAACUUACUAAGUAUAUUGGGGACUAAUCACCGUCGCGAGGAUUUUCAGAGGCGUAUCGCAGUCAUUCUUCAAGAACUACGAAGUGCUAGUCGUCCGAGUCAGUCAGCGAAAUACCAGUUUCCCGGAGCCGCGCUUGACAAGCUCUACCAGUCGCGCUACCGGCACAAACACCAGGUUCCGACCGAUUGCUCUCAAUGUAUGGACCCACAAAAUACCUGCGAGCUGUCCCGCACGCAGACAUGCGACGAACUCAGCUGUAGCGAUACUUUUCUGGUGACGAGGAAACGCGAGCAUAAUCCGGAGUCCCCUGCUCCCCUUGUAUUCUUCGGGCGCAUCGGGUCAGCCGAUAUAGUAGUCAAGUCCGGUGAAGACCGUGACAGGAUUGCUAAGGAGCACGGCCUCCUCGCAUUCGAGAUGGAAGGUGCUGGAGUUUGGGAUGAGAUCCCUUGCAUUAUCAUCAAGGGUGUCUGCGACUAUGCGGACAGCCACAAAAACAAGCGGUGGCAGUACUACGCGGCGGCGACGGCAGCAUCUACCAUGAAGGCGUUGUUGGAAUUCUAUCCAAAAACAGACGAAAACCGAGCGCUACCAAGGCGCCAUUUUAUGGUCCCGCUCGGUCGAAACGAAGGCUUCGUCGGACGUCACUCCAUCCUAGAGCAACUCCUUCAGCGCAUCCCUCCAAAUACGAACAAGGAUAAUUGCCAGCGUACUAUCAUCGAAGGCCUCGGUGGCGUUGGCAAGACUCAAGUGGCUCUCGAGGCAGCUUACCGGGUGUGCCGCGAUCAUACAGACUGCUCCAUUUUCUGGGUGCCUGCCGUUGAUACAAUAAGCUUCGAGAACGCCUACCGCAACAUCGGUCAAAAGCUGGGAAUAAGAGGGAUCGAUGACGAUGACGCAGAUUCUAAGUCGCUUGUAAAGAGGGCCCUAGGAGAAAGCUCAGACAGUUGGCUCCUCAUCGUUGAUAAUGCCGAUGACAUAGAGCUGGUCUUUGGCAGUCGAGAGUCACCAGGGUUUACCAAAUAUCUCCCAUUUAGUCGCAAUGGCUCAAUACUUCUCACGACGCGAAACCACAAAGUCGCAGCCCGAUUUGACCAGAAAAAUAUCAUUACUUUGGCGCAAAUGAACCAGACUGAAGCAAUAGAGCUAUUACAACAUGGCCGAGGAAACCAAAUUAACGAUGCUGAGAGCAUACGGCGCCUAGUAAACUUCCUAGACAACUUGCCUCUUGCAAUCAGACAGGCAUCAGCAUAUAUGGCAGAGAUAGGCAUGUCAGCGGCUAUAUACCUUGAUCGUUGCCGCUCGAGUAAUAGGACCUUGAUCCGACUACUCAGCAAGGACUUUAACGACCAGGCCCGGUACGAAAACAUCAAAAAUCCUAUAGCUACCACCUGGCUAAUUUCCUUCGAGCAUAUUGCGCGAGACAAUCCGACUGCUGCACGGUAUUUGCGAUUCAUCUGCUUCCUCAACGAAAAAGACAUCCCCUUCUCAUUGCUGCCGCCAGCAGAAGAUGAACUGGAAGUAGACGAAGCGAUUGGCACCUUAAAGGCGUAUGCAUUCAUCAUCCCGCGGGGAAAAGAGUCAUUCGACAUUCACCGACUUGUUCGGUUAGCGAUGCGGAACUGGUUAGAGGAAAAAGGAGAGCUAACGGAAAGCAUAACUGAUGUGAUUCAACGGCUCGCUAUGGCAUUCCCCUUCCCAAAACACGAAAAUAGAGAGAUCUGGAUGAAGUACCUACCACAUAUGCAGAUUAUCUCGGAGUCUCCAGGUUAUUGUACAGAUAAAGAGGCUGAAUCCGAUCUCCUUUUUAAUAUAGCUGAGAGCUAUUAUCAGAUAGCUAAGUACAAGGAGGCCGAGCAGAUACACCGGCAGGCGCUGGAGCUCAGAGAGAAGGUGCUCGGCCGCGAGCAUCCCGAUACGCUCACUAGCAUGAAC